AUGAAAAGCCUCGCAUCCGUACAGAAUCAAAAGGGAGUUUCAUCUUUGAAGAAACCUUACUUUUUAUUAAAGAGAAAACGAGAACCUUGCGAGGAAAGAAACCAAAUGUUCAACAGUGUUGAUAACCAAGGACACGAGGAUGUCUAUUGUAGCUCUGAAGAUGAGAUGCAAGAAGAGCCUGUUUAUGGUACUACGUCGGAUACUUCUGAGUGCGAAGUGGACUCCCAAUGCGAAGAUGUCUCCUCUAGCGAUGAAGAAUCUAGAUCUCUCUCCAAAGAAUUGUUAUUUAAGGUUCGUGAAAGUAAAAAACGCAUGUCGUCCUUCGUAGAGGAGCUACAGGAAAGAAUUACAAGCGGGCAACUUGCAGAACAAUCCAAGAGUUAUAUCCGAAUGAUGAAAAAAGAAUCAGGUCAACUGAAGAAGGACGAAACCAAUUCUCGAAGGAAGAAUGAGGUCAACCCUUUCAAAAUCUCAACAAAAAAGACGCACACCUCUACUCGAGUUGAGAAGGAAGAUGUUUCCAAGAAGGGGUCCACUCAUCUAGAGUCUACCCUCUCCCACAUCGGCAAGACACUCUCAACCCUUGUGGCGGAACUGAAACAAUUAAGAAAUCAACUUCAGGAAUGA
This is a messenger RNA of Naegleria fowleri, 627 nucleotides long. RefSeq lists its product as uncharacterized. Lineage: Eukaryota; Heterolobosea; Eutetramitea; Acrasida; Naegleriidae. The transcript has a single exon. Bases 1 to 627 code for a protein of 208 amino acids. The record is from RefSeq and is a predicted model, not a curated record.